Messenger RNA from Mercurialis annua (annual mercury), 823 nucleotides. Its product is annotated as ethylene-responsive transcription factor WIN1. The record is from RefSeq and is a predicted model, not a curated record. The coding region runs from base 117 to 665 and encodes 182 amino acids. Gene Ontology annotation, molecular function: DNA-binding transcription factor activity; DNA binding. Gene Ontology annotation, biological process: regulation of DNA-templated transcription. Lineage: Eukaryota; Viridiplantae; Streptophyta; Magnoliopsida; Malpighiales; Euphorbiaceae. The transcript is spliced from 2 exons.
UCUGAACUACUAUCUCUAUAUAUCAGCCUCACUCUCUUGUAUUUUCUCAUAUCUUACAACUUCAACAUUAAACUUUCCCUUCCCUCUUUCUCCAGGACAACAUCAACUGUAUAGUUAUGGUACAAUCAAAGAAGUUCAGAGGUGUCAGACAACGCCAUUGGGGUUCUUGGGUCUCCGAGAUUCGUCACCCUCUGCUGAAAAGAAGGGUAUGGCUCGGAACAUUUGAGACAGCAGAAGAGGCAGCUAGAGCGUACGACGAGGCGGCAGUUUUGAUGAGCGGUCGUAAUGCGAAAACAAACUUUCCUGUUCUUACUAGUUCUGACAAAUCUUCUUCGUCCUCAUCAUCUACUUCACUGUCUUCUUUACUCAGUGCAAAACUUCGUAGAACUUGCAAAUCUCCGUCUCCUUCUCUAACUUGCCUAAGGCUCGAUACGGAGAAUUGCCAUAUCGGAGUAUGGCAGAAGCCGGCAGGACAACGUUCCGAAUCAAGCUGGAUUACGAUCGUUGAGCUCGGAAAGAAGAAGGGAGAAAUUCCAGAAGUGAAACUGCCUGGUGUAGAGACAUCAUCAGAUUUAAAGCUAGGGCAAGAAGCUGGUGGUGAUGGAUUAAAUGAAGAACAGAGAGUUGCACUGCAGAUGAUUGAGGAGCUACUGAAUAGGAACUGAAUAGUAAUGUCUGUUUGGUUAGCAAGAAAAUUUGCAUGUGAAGAAGUAGUUGUGGAGUGUUUGUUUGAUUGUUCAAAUUUGAGUGUGUGUUUUACUUUAAGGUCAUACGUUGGGAAAGUAUAGUAUUAUUGUUUACAUAUUUACAUGUGUUUGAUUAA